This is a messenger RNA of Vollenhovia emeryi, 2135 nucleotides long. RefSeq lists its product as uncharacterized. Gene Ontology annotation, molecular function: RNA binding. The record is from RefSeq and is a predicted model, not a curated record. The coding region runs from base 179 to 1942 and encodes 587 amino acids. The transcript has 10 exons. NCBI's taxonomy places the organism in Eukaryota, Metazoa, Arthropoda, Insecta, Hymenoptera, Formicidae.
CCUAUGUGUGUACCGCUUUCGUCUCCGGCAGUCUCCGGACACUCUCCAGCGCUCCUGAUAGAUAUCGCCUUCAUUUCUUAUGUUGCGACGUCGGUUGAGUCUUAUCUGGCUGAGGUUACAUGACACUGUAUAUCAUCUCUUGGUUUAAGUCCACGAGAAAACGAAGUGGAUAUCGAAUAUGAGUGGGCGAUUGUUACCAAUUUUAUUCGGCAUAUCCCUAACAACUUUCGGAUUGUCCAUGGCAGUUUUGUUGUAUGAUAUGCUUAAAAAGGAUGACGAUGAUACAACGAAACGUGGUCGGCUAGCAUCGUCCAAACGAAAGGAAAUCCGCGUAGAUAUUACGAUACCCAAAAAGUAUGUGCCGGCUGUUCUUGGUAGAAGUGGUGCUGUGAUAAAAAAUAUCGAGGAGUUAACCAACACACGCAUCAGACUGGAAAAGGAGAACUCGGUCCGCGAAGAGACCCUCCUUCACAUAUGGUCUGAUAUCAUGGAAAACAUCAUCACGGCGCAGGGCAUGAUACAAAGUAUAAUAGAAAAUCAACCUGCCAUCGAAACUUAUCAAAUGUGGGUUCCUUUCACAGCCAGUCUAACCAUUUUUGGCUCGAAGAACUUUGUUAAACAUGUACCAAAUGUUGGUUCAUGUGGCUAUGGCGUAAGAGUUAUAGCUCCGUCGCCGGCACAUAAAACCUCAAUUGGACUGCUGAGAAAGAUUGUAUUAACAGGAAGUGCUGAGGACAUGGCGCACAUAAUUGUCGACCUAGGCAACAUUAUUGAGGGAGAAUUCAGAGCACUAGCAUAUUACAGAGCACCUGACCAUCUUAGACGCAAAAUAACUAUAAAGUGUGUGCAUGGAAAAUAUGAAUUUCAAAAUAUGUUUGUAUACGGACUGCCAUGUCCAAUUUGCUUGACAGAGAUCGAAAAAGAUAUGUGUAUUAUACCACGAGUAGGAGAGAGAAUAAUAGCACAAGGUGCUAUUAAUAAACCUGUUGCUGAAUGCGAUUUACCAAAUGGGAAAGAAGCACUAGUAAAGGAGACUACUCAAAUGUACAAUGAAACUCAAGAGGCAUGUAAAACUGAAAUUAAACCAAGUUAUGCACUGGGAAAAAUAAAUGAUUCUUUAUUCGAUGAAAUUGCUCAGAAGUUUAUCGCCGAGUUCCGCAGGGUUGCAUCACAAUCUUCAGAAGGUCUUAUGCAUGUCCAUGUAACUGAGGUGGUAACACCAAACCUGUUCUGGAUUGUGCUUUAUGAUACAUACAUGGACAUACAGAUGUUAUCAUAUACCAUGUCAGAGUAUUACGAAAACGAGGAAAAUCGCAAGUUACGUACUGUGAAAGAGAUAAAGAUAGGCCAAUAUGUAGCAGCUAAAUAUAAUGAGGAUGACAGCUGGUGCCGUGCAGAAGUAGUAGGUUGCCUCGAUUCCUCCAGGUACUACGUCUUCUUCUUGGAUUAUGGGUACACGGAUGAAGUUGAUAAAAAAAAUUUACUCGAGCUCUGUACAGAUAUGUUGAAGUUGCCAUUUGCGGCUAUGGAGUGUUCGCUGGCAAACGUGAAGCCAAUAGGAGAUACGUGGGAUGUGCGAGCUGUCAAUAAGUUUAGCGAUCUUGUUUUUAUACACGAAUUCAAAAACGAAAACGAAGAUAAAGAUGAAGAUGACGAUGACUACGAUGACGGUUACUAUGAUGAACGCAUGAUCCUCGCUAAAGUUGUAAGCUUCGAAAGUCGUCCGGAUUGUCCCGACCCCGACUCUCGUCGUCUAAGUUCGUGGAUUCCUUGCCUUGAGCUGUACGAUAUGGAUAAAGUUAACAUUAGGGACAAAUUCAUAAAAUCGCAACUGGCUCGACCCAGCGAAGAGGUCUUUUCGGCAACGUAUUCCGCGUCAACUUUGGCCAAAGGCAAAUUUCCGCUUAUUCCACUUAUACCAGAUACAUACCAUCUUGAUUAAACAUUAUUUUAUUGAUGAACCAAUUUCAAUUUGAAGAAGUGAUUGAAUUAAUGAUCAAGAGAGGACCAGCCGAUCGAAAAAAAUAAGAAAUGCCAAUAGAGGACCAAAAGAGACAGUUUCCUAAUCAGUAAAAUAGGAAUAUUAAUUAUAUUAAUAUCAGUAAUAAUAUUAGUAUCAUAUAUUAGUAUAAAUA